AUGAAUCCCUCCAUCCCACCCUCGACGGCUGAAUAUGGCGGAGAUGAGGUGUCGGCGAUUGUGCUCGACCCCGGCUUCUCAACGACGCGAGCUGGCUUUGCAGGGGAGGACACACCCAAAUCCCUGAUUCCGACAUACUACGGAAAAUAUUCCUCAGAUGGCCAGUCGAAGUUGGUCUUCGGUGAUGAUAUCUUUGUUACGCCCCGGCCCGGUCUGUCGAUUCACAACCCAAUGAGUCGCGAUGGAAUCGUGGAGGACUGGGACAUGGCAGAGAAAGUAUGGGAAUACGCCUUUAUUUCGCGCCUGACGGGCCCAAAGCCCGGAAAUCCCCUACAGAACGGAUUGAACGACGUGCCGGAGGGCGAAUUAUCUACAGAAAUGGAAGGGGUCGAAACUGAGGAGAAGCUGCUUGCUGAUAGCCCGCUGCUGAUGUCGGAGCCCGGCUGGAAUCCCACGAAAUCGCGCGAGAAGACUAUCGAGCUUGCCAUGGAGAAGUGGGGAACCCCAGCCUUCUAUCUAGCCAGGAAUGGUGUCCUUUCAGCCUUUGCGGCCGGCAAGGCAUCCGCUCUUGUGAUUGACAUCGGCGCUUCUAACAUUUCCGUAACCCCGGUUCACGACGGCAUGAUACUGAAGCGAGGAGUGCAGCACUCACCUCUCGGCGGUGAUUAUAUCUCAUCUCAGAUCCGCGCUCUCUUCAAGUCGAACGCCCCGCAGCCGAUAACCAUCACUCCUCAUUACCUGAUCUCGUCCAAGACAGCAGUCGAUGCCGGCCAACCCCCGCAAGCUAAAUACAAGACUUUCCCCCCCGACAGAGCUCCUGACGCAUCUUACAGAACCCUUCUCGAGGAGCGAACACUGUCCGAGUUCAAGGAAUGUGUCGUCCAGGUCUGGCCUGGCCCCAACAAGCUCUCCGCCACAGGUCCCAACGGUGUCUCGAACGAAGAACUGGCCAAGAGCAGUCCCGGCCGGCCCUUCGAGUUCCCCGACGGCUAUAACCAAGUCUUUGGAGUGGAUCGCUAUAAGGUCGUCGAAUCCCUGUUCGACGCCAAAGCUGCAAUCCCGGACCCUGAAUCGGCAUUCCCCGCACCGACGCCGGCACAAACUGUGCCAGAGCUCAUCAAGAAUGCGCUGAACGGCGUCGACGUCGACAUCCGCCCGCACUUGUUGGCUAACGUUGUCGUCACGGGCGCCUCCAGCUUACUCUAUGGUUUCACCGACCGUUUGAACCAGGAGCUCAUGCAGAUGUUCCCAGGUCCACGCGUUCGUAUAUCGGCCCCAGGAAACACCGCAGAGCGGAAGUUUGGCUCUUGGAUUGGUGGAAGUAUCCUCGCCAGUCUGGGUACCUUCCAUCAGAUGUGGAUCUCCAAGAAGGAGUUUGACGAACAUGGUCCGAAUAUCGUCGAGAAGCGCUGCAAGUAG
Molecule: messenger RNA, 1419 nt
Organism: Aspergillus niger
Lineage: Eukaryota; Fungi; Ascomycota; Eurotiomycetes; Eurotiales; Aspergillaceae
Exons: 3
Coding region: 1-1419 (472 amino acids)
Biological process (GO): regulation of transcription by RNA polymerase II
Cellular component (GO): NuA4 histone acetyltransferase complex; SWI/SNF complex
Molecular function (GO): chromatin binding
Source: RefSeq, a predicted model, not a curated record